UCCCCCUCCAGUCCAGGAACUGCCAGCUGCAGAGAAGAAGGAAGAGAAGGAAGAAGAAACUCACCAUUCCUUGCCCAACCCCAGCCCCACACCCAGAGCAAUCAACAGUUCCUGACUUGCGCCAGAUCUUGCUCCGAAUCCGGUAGCCGCAUCCCCAAGCCAUGGCUGGUCCCUUCUCCCGUCUGCUGUCUGCCCGCCCCGGACUCAGGCUCCUGGCUUUGGCUGGAGCUGGGUCUCUCACCGCCGGGAUUCUGCUCCGCCCGGAAUCUGUAGGAGCUGCCGCCGGUGAACGGAGGAGAAUGUAUCCCCCGAGCGCUGAGUACCCAGACCUCCGAAAGCACAACAACUGCAUGGCCAGUCACCUGACCCCAGCAGUCUAUGCACGGCUCUGCGGCAAGACCACACCCACUGGUUGGACACUAGAUCAGUGCAUCCAGACUGGAGUGGACAACCCUGGCCACCCCUUCAUCAAGACUGUGGGCAUGGUGGCUGGAGAUGAGGAGACCUAUGAGGUAUUUGCUGAACUGUUUGACCCUGUGAUCCAAGAGCGGCAUAAUGGAUAUGACCCCAGAACAAUGAAGCACACCACUGACCUUGAUGCCAGUAAAAUCCGUUCUGGCUACUUUGAUGAGAGGUAUGUAUUGUCUUCAAGAGUCAGAACUGGCCGAAGUAUCAGGGGGCUCAGUCUCCCUCCAGCCUGCACGCGGGCAGAGCGACGAGAGGUAGAACGUGUUGUGGUGGAUGCUCUGAGUGGCCUGAAGGGUGACCUGGCUGGACGGUACUAUAGGCUCAGUGAGAUGACGGAGGCCGAACAGCAACAGCUUAUUGAUGACCAUUUUCUGUUUGAUAAACCUGUGUCCCCAUUGCUGACUGCAGCAGGAAUGGCUCGAGACUGGCCAGAUGCUCGAGGGAUCUGGCACAACAAUGAGAAGAGUUUCUUGAUCUGGGUGAAUGAGGAGGACCACACACGGGUCAUCUCUAUGGAGAAAGGCGGCAACAUGAAGAGAGUGUUUGAAAGAUUCUGUCGGGGCCUCAAAGAGGUGGAGAAGCUGAUCCAGGAACGAGGCUGGGAGUUCAUGUGGAAUGAGCGUUUAGGAUACAUCUUGACCUGUCCAUCUAACCUGGGCACUGGACUUCGGGCAGGAGUCCACAUCAAACUGCCACUGCUGAGCAAAGAUAGCCGCUUCCCAAAGAUCCUGGAGAACUUAAGACUGCAAAAGCGUGGAACUGGAGGAGUGGACACAGCUGCCACAGGCAGUGUCUUUGACAUCUCUAAUUUGGAUCGACUUGGCAAGUCAGAGGUGGAGCUGGUGCAGCUGGUCAUCGAUGGGGUGAACUAUUUGAUUGACUGUGAACGGCGUCUGGAGAAAGGGCAGGAUAUUCGAAUCCCCCCACCUCUUGUCCACGGCAAACAUUAACUCCGCAUCCCCAGCAGAUGAGUCAAGACCCCCAGGACUUCUGCAUAUUUAACAGUGGCCCAGUCUACUUGCCCUGGACCUUCCUCUCUCUCCCUGUCCUAGUAAAGACUCCACAUUAUA
This is a messenger RNA of Mus pahari (shrew mouse), 1538 nucleotides long. RefSeq names its product creatine kinase, mitochondrial 1A (gene Ckmt1a). Gene Ontology annotation, cellular component: mitochondrion. Gene Ontology annotation, biological process: phosphocreatine biosynthetic process. The record is from RefSeq and is a predicted model, not a curated record. Gene Ontology annotation, molecular function: creatine kinase activity. Bases 162 to 1418 code for a protein of 418 amino acids. NCBI's taxonomy places the organism in Eukaryota, Metazoa, Chordata, Mammalia, Rodentia, Muridae. The transcript has 10 exons.